AGCCAAAUAAUUGAAUUUGUACGGCUUAUGUUUUUUAAUAAAAAUAAACUGAGUAGUAAGCUGGUUUCCUCUAAAAAAGACUUUGGCGAUUUGGGGCAUAAAUUUCUUGAAUUCUUGGUACACCAACGCGUUAAAGUUUUUCUUCCUCCGGGAACUCGCAUUGAAAGGUUGAAAGCAUAAUUUCUGCACGGUUUGCACUCAUACGCUUCGCAGCCAUUCACGAGUGGGUGCUGUUGCAGAAUUAUUUGUCUCAAGUUUCACCCUCACAAGGAGUGAUCGAAUUGUUAGGAAGCGAGUAAAAGAGGAAUGGGGAGUUUGGGAGCGAUGCUGAAGCAUCCGGACGAAGUGUAUCCUAUGAUAAAGCUGAAAAUGGCUGCGAGACGGGCGGAGAAGCAGAUCCCCAAGCAGCCCCACUGGGGAUUCUGCUACAACAUUCUCCUCAAGGUCUCUCGCAGCUUUUCUUUCGUCAUUCAACAGCUCCCUACCGACCUUCGCGAUGCUGUGUGCAUUUUCUAUUUGGUUCUUAGAGCGCUUGACACUGUUGAGGAUGAUACAAGUAUAGCCUCGGAGGUCAAAGUACCUAUUUUGAUUGCUUUCCAUCGUCAUGUAUAUGACCGUGAAUGGCAUUUUCCAUGUGGUACAAAGGAAUACAAAGUUCUCAUGGACCAAUUCCAUCAUGUUUCUACUGCUUUUCUAGAGCUGGGGAAGAACUACCAGGAGGCAAUCGAGGAUAUCACGAAGAGGAUGGGUGCAGGGAUGGCAAAAUAUAUAUGCAAGGAGGUAGAAACAGUUGAUGAUUAUGACGAGUAUUGUCAUUAUGUUGCUGGACUUGUUGGGUUAGGCUUGUCAAAACUUUUUCAUGCCUCUGGGAAAGAAGAUCUAGCUUCAGACCAUCUAUCCAAUUCAAUGGGGUUGUUCCUCCAGAAAACAAACAUCAUUAGAGAUUAUCUAGAAGAUAUCAAUGAGAUACCAAAGUCUCGAAUGUUUUGGCCACGUCAAAUAUGGAGUGAAUAUGUCAACAAACUUGAGGAUUUAAAAUACGAGGAAAACUCGGUUAAGGCUGUGCAGUGCCUAAAUGAGAUGGUCACCAAUGCUUUAUCACACGUAGAGGAUUGCUUGACCUACAUGUCUGCUUUACGCGAUCCUUCCAUCUUCAAAUUUUGUGCUAUUCCACAGAUCAUGGCUAUAGGGACAUUAGCAUUGUGCUACAACAAUAAUAAAGUCUUCAGGGGUGUUGUGAAGAUGAGACGAGGUCUAACUGCUAAGAUCAUUGAUCGGACCAGGACAAUGACUGAUGUAUACGGUGCUUUUUAUGACUUUUCUUGUAUGCUUAAAUCAAAGGUUGACAACAAUGAUCCUAGCGCAACCAAAACUGUGAAGAGGCUUGAAGCCAUUUUGAGAAUUUGCAGGGACUCUGGAACCUUAAAUAAGAGGGGAUCUUACAUUAUGAAAAGCGAGCCCAAUUACUCUCUAGCUUUGGUUGUGCUCUUUAUCAUUCUGGCUGUUCUUGCUCACCAUUUUGGAAGACAACCUAAUUAUGUGUGACUGAUGUUAUUAGGCGGUAAAGAGGCAUGUAUUGAGCUCAUUUAGAAAAAGAAAAAAAAUCUAACCUGGGCUCCCUCGUAAAAAAUGGUUAUUGGUGAAAUUUGAUCUCAGCAUCCAUGUUAUUUAUAUUAAGCAACAAAAAAUCUAUCCAAGUGCAUAUCUAACUCAUCUCUUAUCAGCUGCAAAAAAGCUGCAGAAGUCAGAAGUGUGCAUGUUCCUUAGCUUGGAUUUAGCCUUUUCGAUCAUAAUAAGUGUGUGAUCCUGUGUUAGUUAGGUUUAAUUUCUAUUUUUGUCACAAAAAUGUAAUCCACAGUACUCGUGGUUACAAGUUAUUUAGGGCAACAUAAGAGUGAGGGUUGUAGUUUGCUCUGUUGGCAAGGUUUCAUAAUACUUGCGAAUAAUAGUGCUUUAUUGUAUGUGGUCAUAUAUCCGUUUUUGGAUGUACAAUAUGUACAACUCUUUGGUAAUUUGGUUCAAAUAAAGAAGCAUCAUUGCUGCAAAUGAGAGCAAUUCAUCUCAAUGCAAUGGAUGAUUAUAU
Cuscuta europaea is the source of this 2083-nucleotide messenger RNA. Lineage: Eukaryota; Viridiplantae; Streptophyta; Magnoliopsida; Solanales; Convolvulaceae. The record is from the annotation of a GenBank genome assembly.